Messenger RNA from Paramisgurnus dabryanus, 4661 nucleotides. RefSeq names its product c-mer proto-oncogene tyrosine kinase a (gene mertka). Gene Ontology annotation, cellular component: plasma membrane; signaling receptor complex. Gene Ontology annotation, molecular function: ATP binding; transmembrane receptor protein tyrosine kinase activity; protein binding. The record is from RefSeq and is a predicted model, not a curated record. NCBI's taxonomy places the organism in Eukaryota, Metazoa, Chordata, Actinopteri, Cypriniformes, Cobitidae. Gene Ontology annotation, biological process: cell migration; protein phosphorylation; cell surface receptor protein tyrosine kinase signaling pathway.
CAUUCUUCUAUUGGGAGCGCGCAUGGAGCAAGCUGCGUUCGUCACUGCGAAGGGGGAGCAACGCAUUCCUGCAAGUUUUUAAAUGAUGUUAUUUCAUCUGGACAUGAUCAACUUUAGGAAUAUAUUGAUCUGACUAUACUUCAAUUAAAUCAGUGUCGCUGGAAUUAUUAAAACGAAAAGAAAAGAACCGCGAUGACGUUUAUUUUGGAUUCCUCGGCAAUGUUGCGGUUUUUAACUCCGCUGCUCGUCGGAUUGUUUUCACAGUCAAUAACUGUGACAUCUGCUGGCAAUUGGAAGUCUCCUACAGCUGUUGGGCACCAUGGAGAUUCAGCUCAUUGGGUUCAACAGGGACGUUCUUACCGAUCGAUACAGGAAACAGAACCGCUAGUGGUACCGGCUCGAGCCCCCAGUGUACAUCUAACCCAGGAGGAGAUCCAGCGACUGCGCUUUAAGCCCACCGUGGGUACAAUCCAGCGAUCGGAGGGAGCAGAGGUCAAAUUUAACUGUUCGAUUGACAUCAAUGAUGUGAGCCAGGAUCUGAGUAUUUUGUGGUUUAAAAAUGGCAAGGAAAUCCUUGAUGGCAUGCUUACAGAAGUGUACACACAAGGGACUGGCACAAUGUUGUCUAUUGUAAGCAUUAAAAGUGUCCAGAGAGCAGAUGCUGGAGAAUAUCACUGCAGGCUUAGUGUCAGCAACAAGAUCAUUGAGUCAAAUCCCAUCAUACUAGCGAUACAGGGCCUGCCGACAUUCACGAAACAGCCGAGUGAUGUGAACGUCACGAGAAACACUCCCUUUACGCUCACGUGUGAAGCGGUUGGUCCUCCAAACCCUGUAACCAUUAAGUGGCUUCACAAAGGCAAACCAUUAGAAGAAAGCAACGAAGACUCCAGCACCUUAACCAUUGAAGGUGUUGAUGCUCCGACGCAGUACAGCUGUGAAGCUCAUAAUGCAAAAGGUCUGACAGUGUCCAGAGAAGCUAAUAUCAAUAUUAAAGAGCUUCCUGAGAGAGUGUCAAAGGUCACUGUGGAAAAACGUGAAGCAAACAAACUCGUCUUGAGCUGGACACCAGGACACGAUGGCUUCUCCCCUCUCAGCACCUGCUACAUCACGGUUCGAGAGCUUGAGUUAGGAAACCCCACUAGUGUGGAACGCAGAGACGUUCCUCCAUUCCAGCAUGAAAUAAACAACCUCAAGGCCAUGACCUGGUACAACAUGAGUGUGUCCUGCUCCAAUGAGAUCGGAAAGUCUCCGCCCAGUGCCUGGGUCCAAAGCAACACCACAGAGGGUGUCCCGUCUGAAGCUCCACAGAAUUUGACUCUACAAGUGAAUAAUUCAAUGUUGAUGAUUCGAUGGGAAGCUCCGCCCCCCAACAAGCUGAAUGGAAUCUUGCAGGGAUAUGACAUUACCAUCAAACACGGCACGCAUACCAACAAGAUCCACAGCAUCAGUACAGAAGCCACAGUGGCUUUGCAGGUGUUUAACAUCACGUACAGCGUGGAGGUCGUGGCUUGUACUCGGACCGGCUGUGGGACCAAAAAGGCACGCUUCUGGCUUUUCAUAGAUGAACUAGAAUCUCCUGUUUCUCCGUCCUCGACUCCAGUUCCUAAUCGUUCAGAUUCAGCAUACAUUGUGCUUGGAGUGGUGUGUGCUGUCUGUCUGCUGAUUAUUGUGAUGUUUGGGGUUGUGUGUUUACGUGGUUAUCCAUCUUAUAUAAAGUCUUGGUUUGGAAUUGAAGACAAACUCACUCCUAUUGUCGAGUACAGACCUCAGAGAUCCUAUAACCGCUCGGCCAUGGAAAUCACACUUGCCAGCUUGGGCAUCAGCAGUGAACUUCAAGCCAAACUUCAGGAUGUGAUGAUUUUAAGGAAUCUGCUGUCCAUCGGUAAAGUCCUUGGAGAAGGUGAGUUUGGAUCUGUUAUGGAGGGCCAUCUGAGACAACCAAGUGGAGCAUCUGAAAAAGUUGCUGUGAAGACCAUGAAAUUGGAUAACUUCUCCCAGAGAGAGAUUGAAGAGUUUCUGAAUGAAGCUGCUUGUAUGAAGGAUUUCAACCAUCCUAAUGUCAUCAGACUCUUAGGUGUUUGUUUGGAGGUUGGCUCCGGACAUUUUCCCAAACCGAUGGUUGUGCUUCCAUUCAUGGAGUACGGAGAUCUCCAUAGCUUCCUGAUACGGUCUCGUCUCGGUGAAAACCCUUUGUUUCUCCCCACACAGGUGCUCCUGAAGUUUAUGAUCGACAUCGCUUUAGGAAUGGAGUAUCUCAGCAACAGAAACUUCCUUCACCGUGACCUGGCAGCUCGCAACUGCAUGUUGCGUGAUGACAUGAGCGUGUGCGUCGCAGACUUCGGCUUGUCGAAGAAAAUCUACAGUGGUGAUUAUUACAGACAGGGCCGGAUAGCUAAGAUGCCUGUCAAAUGGAUAGCUGUGGAAAGCCUUGCGGAUAGAGUCUUCACUGUCAAAAGUGAUAUAUGGGCGUUUGGAGUGACCAUGUGGGAAAUAUCCACUCGUGGCAUGACGCCGUAUCCAGGAGUACAAAACCAUGAGAUUUAUGAUUAUCUCCUCGAGGGCAACCGACUCAAACAACCAAAUGACUGCCUUGAUGAACUAUAUGAUAUCAUGUUCAGCUGCUGGAGCGCUGACCCGGUGGACCGCCCCGACUUUACACAGGUCCGGGAGAGGCUGGAGAAUCUGUCCGGAAAGCUUCCGCCAGUGUCGAACAGAAGAGACAUUAUCUACAUCAACACCAGUUUUACUGAGGAGGAAUCAGCAGAAGGGGCUGCGGAGGGACCUUUGCUCACUUCUUCCCCCUGCUGUAGCCGUCAGACAACAGACACAUCGGUCGUGACUGCGGAUGUUCACGAGAGCACGGGCGCUGAGGAAGACGACCGUUACGUUGUUGUCAUAUCGUCUGGGGACCACGCAGCUGCAAACAGCACUGUUGAUACUCCACUGUUGAAUCACGGACGCUUGGAGAGCGAUAGCGGAGAAACAGUCAGAGAUGUGACGGAGACACAGCAGACGUCUAGUGACACAACACAUCUGCUUUGAAGGACACUUUAGGGACUUGAAAUGCAUCAGAAUAUUGACUGUAUGGGAAUUAGUGCAACAAUUUUUAUCACUAUUCUGCUUUAAAUUAUUUCUGCUUCAACAAAUUGAAUCGCCAAAACUGGUUUAUCAAAAACUUUCCCUUUUUUCCAUACAUGUAGCUACAGUAUUCAUUGUAUGUUAACGGGCCUAAAAUGCUGUGAUAUUAAACUGUAAUGAAACCAGGCCUGCAUUUUACAGAGAGAGGAGGAGGUUUCUUUUUGUAAUAUGCUGUAAUUGUUUUUUAAAAUGUGACCCUGCCUGUGAAAUCCAACUGUAAUGAAAAGAUUAGGAGCAUCAAAGUUUAAUUUUGACCACUAAUUUUACUACAAUUUCAAUCUUUGAGAUGGCCUUACAUGUACAUUAUCUUACAAAUCUUCAAUGAAGAUACAUUUUUUUGAUGAGCAAAAUAACCUUAGAAAAUAAGUCUUGUUUUUUAGGAAAAAAAUAUAUAAUUUUAAGUGAAUUUGUGCAUAAAACAUGCAAAUAAUCUGCCAGUGAGGUAAGAAAAAAAUCUUAACUUUUCCUUUAACACUUACACUGCAAAAAAUUAUUUUCAAGAAAAAAUUCUUAGUAUUUUUGUCUUGUUUUUAGUUAAAAAUAACAAAAAAAUUCUUAAAUUAAGAUUCUUUUCGUUGAUGAGCAAAACGACUCAAAAAAAUAAGUCUAGUUUUUAGACCAAAAAUAUCAAAUUUAAGUAAUUUUGUGCAUAAAACAAGCCAAAAAAUCUGCCAUUUUUUAAGCAAUAAAUUCAAGGCAAAAUUCAAGAAAAAUGUGCUUACCCCAUUGAUAUUUUUGGUCUAAAAACUAGACUCAUUUUCUUGGGUUGUUUUGCUCAUCAUGAAAAAGCAUCUUAAUUCAAGAAUUUUUAGAUAUUUUUACCGAAAACAUGACAAAAAUACAAAUAAUUUUUUUCUUGAAAAUCAUUUUUUGCAGUGUAAUUAAUAUAUAUAUCUAUAUUUUUUUCAAUAUUUUUGUAUUAAAAACUAGACUUAUUUUCAAGAAAAUGCAUCUUGAUUUAAGAAUUUUUAGAUAUGUACUAAAAACUAGACAAAAAUACAAAGUAAGAAAGCUUUUUUUGUAGUACACUUUUUAUUUUUCACAUAAAAAGAAAUCAAGAUAAAAUUUUCACUAAAUGUUCUUUAUUUUAUGUAGGAAGAUUUUAUAUAGUAAACAGUAAAUCCCAAAAAGAUUUUAGCUGGGUUUUCACAUACUGGGUCACAUUAGUUCAGAAGUUAAGCUUUAUUGUGAUUUUUAUUUUUUGUUGUUGUUGUUGUCUGUUUUUGAGGAAAAAAUGUACAUAGAAUGACAUUUGUAUAUUAGAAGUGCCUUUUGUAAAUAUGAAGUACAGAACAUUUUUUAUAUUUUAUACAUUUAGCUGAACUGACAAACGGUAACUCAAAAUCUUUAAGUAAUAUGUUAUGGAAGAGUUAAAAUUUUUAAUGAAGUAUAUUGAAAUAUAGUAUUUCUAAGGUACAAUAGCAAUGUCUCCAUUUAUGUGUGAUUGUUAAGUAUACAUAGGCAAGUGCAUAGGGCCAUUAUGAACAACAUCUUUUUAAAUACAGCUAACAUAAUGGAAAUUA